UGUGAGAUCCAACAACAGGAAACCACAGAUCACUCUGCUCUCUUUAUCAGCCUUCCUCAAGCACCAAUCUCAUAGCGUUCUCCAGGCUACAGAAGUCUUUCACGUAGAUGGCCGACUAGGUGGACACUUCACUUUGCUACAGGUCAGCUUGCCACCUCCUGUGUGGAAAACAGAGGAAAGAGUCUGGGCCCUUCCCAUUGCUGUUCCCCUGAUGAUCAAACCAGUUUCUGCGCUAUAGACAUGUUUCCUGUUUGCGGCUGACUCACCAGACAUUCCUGUGUGUGACAGAUGAGCUUCCCACCUCCUGUAAACAGAAUGGAGAAAAGGAGCACUAGUGGAGAUUUCCUAAGCAAGGAUUCCAACACCUCAACCUGGGAGACUACCAUCACAGCACCAAAGGGAAACAUCUACAUUAAUUCUUCAUAUUGUCACAUCACGUUCCAAACCACAAUUUAUCUUUCCUUUGUCUUUAUACUGGUUGGGAUAGCAGGAAAUGCCAUAGUGAUGUGGCUGCUGGGCUUCCACAUGCGUAGGAAUGCCUUCUCUGUCUACAUCCUUAACCUGGCCGUGGCUGACUUUCUCUUCCUGAGUGUUCAGUUUAUAUAUUGCCUGUUUCUUGUUGUUUACAUCUUCUACUCCAUGUCCUUCUAUAUCCCUUUGUUUUCUUUUGUUGUGACAAGAUUUACUUAUUAUUCUGGCAUGAGCAUUCUCAGUGCCAUUAGUGCUGAACGUUGCCUGUCUGUUUUGUGGCCCAUCUGGUAUCGCUGCCAGCGCCCAAGGCACACAUCAGCUGUCACAUGUGCCUUGCUUUGGGCUCUGUCCCUGUUCUUGAGUCUCCUGGAGGGGGAGGCUUGUGGCCUUCUGUUUAAUAGUAUUGAUGUUUUUUGGUGUCAGACAUCAAGAUACUUCACAGAUUCCUGGUUAAUUGUUUUAUUUGUUGUUCUCUGUGUGUCCAGCCUCACCCUGCUUGUGAAGAUAUUCUGUGGCUCACAGAGGAUCCCUGUGACCAGGCUGUGUGUGAUCAUUGUACUCACAGUGUUGUUCUUCCUGAUCUUUGGUCUCCCCUUGGGGUUCUCCUUUCUCAACAAAUUGCUUGAGAGAUUUCCGAUUAUUCAAAUUUGUGAUGGUUUUGUUAUAGUACUUUUAUCCUGUGUUAACAGCUGUGCCAACCCCAUCAUUUACUUCCUUGUUGGCUCCAUCAGGCACCGCAGGUUCCAGCAGAAGACUCUGAAGUUGUUUCUGCAGAGAGCCCUGCAGGACACUCCUGAGGAGGAGGAAGAUAGAGAGAGAGGCUCUUCAGAAGAGCCUGUAAACACAUUGGUGCAGCAACUAAGAGAUACUCUGCCUAGAGAGAAGUAGUUUUGAGAGAGAAUUUUUUCUUAUGUGUGGGAUAUUUUCAUAACUUUGUUCAAUUUGUCACCUGACUUCAAUCAGUUUUUAAAAAAUCAUUUUUGUGAAAGUUGACUGCCACAAAACUUUUUAUGCAAAUACUGACUGUAGAAUUUCUGGAUCUGUCUUGCACAAGGCCUCAUCAUAUCUAUUUGAAGGGGCUCCUUGUAAGUGCUCUCGGGGCAAGGACUGUUCCUACAGUUGGGACAUCCCUUCUUCAUGAGAACACAUAAAAAUGCAGAAAGGUGUUGCUUUUCUUUAGUCACUGAAAUUAUACUGGUUAAAUAAUUGUUAUAAUUUGCUAAACAUUCUUUCUUAUAAACAAUCUUUUUCAGUGCUUCAAGCAUUAAAUAGAUAUACCUUACAAUGUCAGUUCUUAUUAAUUUCUAUAAGUUUUGAAAAAUUUAUGGAGCUAUAGCUGUUUUAUGUAGCUAUAAUUGUUCUUACACAAUUUGCUUAGUUAACAAGUACACGAUUUCAAGAGAAGUCUGUCUUAAACUUCUUUACACCCUUCCUUACCUUCAUUUUUACUGUGUUUGUCUUUUUCCAAAUUGGAAGACUCUGGUGAGGUAUUGUAUUGAGAGCCAUUGCACAUUGAGAUGCAUGCACAUCUGAAGGCAGAAAGAGAAUGUUGACUCUGGUUCCCUUCACAAGACCUUGCUUAAUAUUCCUUGGUCAUGUCUUUUCUAUUUUCCACUUUUCUUGGCCAUGAUUCCCUUCUCCCUAACUGUCUAAUCCCUUAAGACAAAUUUCUACUGAGGUUUUUUAGACUAGGUUUCCUUGAAAUCAAACUUGCUUCAAAUUUAUGCCAUUAACAGAGUCCAUAUCUUUAUUACUUGAAACAUGCUUAUUUUAGUAACAUUUUUCUAUGAAAUGAUAUUUACAUUUUAAAGCUGAAGUGUGUGAUAAUUUCAACUGAAGCACAGUUAAGAGAGCACAGUUUGACCAGAUCAGAAGUGAAAACUGACAAAUUUCCUUAAGAGAGUUUGGGUAGAGGACUGAGAUGCAAUGAAGGCCCAGAAGGUCUCUUUACUCUGCUUAUUCCAUUUCCUGUAUAGUCAUAACUAUUUCCCUCAGAGGUCAGUACUGUCCAUAUUUCUGUUCUGAACUAAAAUUUAGAUUAUAGAUUGGAGACUUGUAACAUGAAGAUUGGUAUACACGUUGUAAAAUGGUUUUUACAGUUGAACAAGCUAAUAUAUACAUCAUCUCAUGUAAAUAUUCAUUUCUUUCUUUGUGAUUAAACUCUAAUUUUAGCAAAAGAUUUGUGUGCAAUGCACUAUUAUUUCAUAGAGAUCUCAUGCUGUUUACAACUGUGGUGGUUUGAAUUACAGUGGCCCCCAUAGGGCCGUAUAUUUUAAUUUAGGUCCCCACUUUGUAAAGCUGUUUAGAAAUGAUGAGGAGGUGGGAACUCGUUUUUGGAGAUGUGUCUCUGGGGGGGGGGGCAAUUGUCUAUAUUCUGUCAAUUAUGUUUUAAAUAAAUGCUGAUCAGCCAGUAGACAGGCAGGAAUUGUAGGCAGGACAACCAGACAGGAAGUAGAGGUGGGUCAAUGAGAACAGGAGAAUUCUGAGAAAGAGGAAGCCCAUUCCUCCCCAAUCGCAGAAGAAGGAGGAUGUGAUUGCCCUGCUGAAAAAGGUACCAAGCCAUGUGGCUAACAUAAAUAAGAAUAAUGGGUUAAUAUAAGUUAUGAGAGUUAAUAAGAAGCCUGAGCUAAUGGACCAAUCAAUUUAUCAUUAUUAUAGACCUCUGUGUAAUUUCUUUGGGGCUAAAAGGCUGUGGGACUGGUGGGAGGACACAAACCAGGCAGGACAGAAAGCCUCCGACAACAGAGGUGCACUUUGAGGUUUCAAAAACCUUUAUUUCCAUUUCCUCUCUUUUUUUCCUUCUUUCUCUCUUAAUUUUCCUUCCUCUCUCUGUCUUAAUCUUGUGGACCAGAUGAAUAUACUCAGCUAUUUAUUCAGUACUAUGCCUACCUACUUGUUGGCCUACUGCCAGGCUCUUAUGAUAUCAGUGAAAGCCUAUAGAUGCCAAUGAGGGAAUUGUUCUGGUUUGAAUAGAAUGAGUCAAGUUGGUGCAUGUAUUUGAUUGUUUGGUCCAAAUUUAUGGAAUGUUUGGGAAAGGCCAUGAGAUAAGGGCUUGUUGGAGGAGAUAUAUCACUUGGGGUAGGCUUUUGUGAUUUUAAAAACCAGUCCUUCACAGUUUUGUCUCUCUCCUUCUCUCUACAACAUUCCUGUGUUUCAGAAGUAA
This is a messenger RNA of Myodes glareolus (Bank vole), 3634 nucleotides long. Lineage: Eukaryota; Metazoa; Chordata; Mammalia; Rodentia; Cricetidae. The record is from RefSeq and is a predicted model, not a curated record.